AUGUUGCAGUCGGAGAAAACUCCCAAGCGGUCUUCUGCAACCAUCCGCAAAGAUCUUGCGGAGAAAGCUGCGGCUGAGGUCAAGGACAAGGGAGGAGAGGUUGGACAGUCGUUUGAGAAACAACUCAAACGGGCUAGGGAGGAUAACCCCGCCGUUCUUAACAAAAUUAAAAAAGCCACCUCUACGUCAACUCCUGGCGCCUCAGCCGGGCAUCAGCAGAUGCGGAUAGCGGGGCGAAACGAGAAGAUAGGCGUCAGCUUGUGCCUUGAUCUCGUCAACCCCUUAUCAGCAGUCGCGGGGUUCACCACGCUUGCAAGCCGUUCCCGCUUGGCCGGCUCUGAAGUGGACGGGCUCAAAUGUCCUUAUUCCCGCAAACAGGAAGAGGUAAAAAGGGCCAAAAAGUUCGCCAUAGACGCUGAUAAUAUUUCUUUACACUCGACUAUCGUAAAUGAACUUGAAACUAAAGCAAUAAUUAUGACACAGACGUCUAGAAUCCAGCAGCUAGAGUUAGAUCUAAAGACAACCAAUCAGCGCGCGACGGAUGCUGAGACGGCUAAGAAGGAGGCGGAGGAGGCCCAGAAGAAGGCAGACGAGAGCGCCAAGAAGGCUGAUGAGGCGCUUAAGAAUGCCCAGACGGACCUUGGCACACUUAAAGGAGUUUCCGAAGAGAACACCAAACUGAAGACCAAGGUUCAAAGGCUGGAGAAGGAGGCUUCUCAGGCUCAGAUAAACUUUGCAGCAACCUUGGAGGCGGAGCAAAACCUCCUUGUUGCUGAGAGUGACGCUGACAAUGACGCCCGUAUGAAGAUUGCCUAG
Molecule: messenger RNA, 816 nt
Organism: Chenopodium quinoa (quinoa)
Lineage: Eukaryota; Viridiplantae; Streptophyta; Magnoliopsida; Caryophyllales; Amaranthaceae
Exons: 3
Coding region: 1-816 (271 amino acids)
Source: RefSeq, a predicted model, not a curated record